AAAGAAAUUCCGUUUUUCUAUUGAAACAAUGAGUUAGAAAGAGAUAGUUAAACUAUGAGUCAGCUACAAAUUUCUCAAUUCUUAAUUUAAUUUUUCAAUAAAGUUAUUUUUUUUUAAAUUUGAACUAUGAAUUGGGGGUGAUAAAUGAGCAAAACAUAAUUUAUUCAAGGACUUAUCGCUUUCUAGCUCAUUGUUUCUUAUGGAGAAACCAAAUUUAUUUUUUUUUCUCAAAAACUAUUGAAGGUAAAGCUAUAAAAUCUUAUAUCAGUGAAAUCAAAAAGAGCUAUGCAAUGAAAAAAUAAUAUAAGGGGUGUCCCAACACAACUUCAGUUUAUAUUCCACAAUUGGUGGCAUCUAGAAAAAAACUGGUCACGCCACUGGAUUCUACUUGAAAAACUGCCACUAGAAAGUAUUUUUAGUUUUUGGAUAUCUUGAUUAAUAAGGAAAUUAGAAGGUCUUUCAAAAUUAGACCAAAUUUGAAAAGUGCCCUGUACCUCUUUCCUAAACGCACCAAGUUAGUUGUGAUUUGUCUUCGCUAUUGUUUUCUCAAAAAAAGAGCUCGAGAAUGUGCUCCCAGAUUUUUGAUAUCUUUGCUGGUUUUUGAUAUGAUCGAAAAUGGGCCACCCUGUAUUGAUUUUCAAUUUGCUUCAAAAAAUACAAUUGCUCGCGAGGUGGUGUAAUGUUGGUUCCAAAAGUGCAAGUUUGAGAAUAACGGAGAAUGGUGAAACCUGUUUUUUUAUAAUUUUCAAAUUUCCUGCUAUAUUAACAUGUCUUGCACCGGUUCUACACCAAGAUCAGAGUAUAUUUUAUUUUGCAUCACACUUGAAAUACCUUAUUCUGGUGUCAGAGUGUCAAUUUCAAAAGGAUGCAAACAAUAAACUACUAAAAAUUCUUUUUGAUAUUGACUGUGUAUGCACUCCCCCCGACUUAUUUAUACCGGGAUGUUGGUGUAUACCAGCUAGCUCAACUUUCAAAUCCAGAAGAGGGUAAAUAUAUUUAUGAAAAACUGAAUAAAACACAAACAUGUAAUCUCACAUACACAAAUUAUAUUUAGAAAAAACAUGCACAAUUAGGUAUAACAACUACUAGGUCUUUUACUCAGUCUUUUAACAGUAUUUUUAUGUAUUAAGAUUAAGGGGAAAUACUUAUAUAAGGCAACCUUGCAGGAAUCAGUGCCACACAAGGUUCAGUACGUGUCUGGGACACAACCAGGUAAAAUUAAAUAAAACUAGAAAAGUAUUUUGUGCGUUUCAUUUCCUCCUUUUAACGUACAUUACAUUGGCAACAAGGACUUUAAAUAAAUGGUGUACCUAGGGGAUAAUUGCGGUGGGAUAACGCGCUGCUCAUACUUUUAAACAAAUACAUGAUUAUUUUACAAGAGGUAGACAAAAUUAUAUCUUGGCUGAUGUGAGGAAAACCUCAUCUCAAAAUUCAAUAUUUUUCAAAGAAUAGAAUAGAAUAGAAUAGAGAGAAUAGAAAAAAUAUUUACUAUGCAAUACUUAACAAUAUACAUAUAAUAUAUAUAUAUAUAUAUAUACCAUCACAAUAUCACAUAAAAGGUGAUAUUCGCACAAAUAAAAAUAAAAUAAAUGUCUCCAAACGCUAUAACAUAUUUUGUAAAAGAUACUGUCUAAAAUUAGUCUUAAAGUCUUUUAAUGAAUAAAAAUUUAGUGAGAUAAAAAUACCUGAGCUCAGCAGCUUUGUGGCCAAAUAAACAAACAAAUUUUCAAACUUAGAUGUACGAUGACUUGAUAAAAUAUUUCCAUAAGUAAUUCGGACACACAACUAGUACACUAAAGUGCAAUCUUACUCUAUAUUCAUAUUUUAACAAGUAAUUUUCUAAUUAAAUGUGAGAAAUAUGAUCAUAUUUCCUAAUGGAGUAAACAAAUCGCAUACACGUAUUUUGUACUAACUGUAUUUUAUUUUUGUACUCUACAGUUAAGUUAUUAUAGUAUACCACAUUACAAUACUCCAAUUGUGGAUAAAGGAGUGAUUCUACCAGUAGUAGCUUGAUUUUCACCGGAAGGGUAUUUCUGAAUGGGUACAAGCUCUUUAACUUGUAAUAAAUUAAAGAUACCUUUUUGUCAACAUGUCAUUCGAAAUCAAACUGUCACUGCUUUAGAUCUUUCCCCAUCGAGAGUUACAAUUUGUACAGGAAAUCGCAAGUAACUGGAGAGCCACAAGCAUAUUUCAUCGGAAAAAACAUAGUAGCCAAAUUUCGCAAUGAGCCUAAUGGCUCGUAUGAAUAAACCAGAAGCAAAUGCUUUUACUUAAGUUUUUUUGAGAUAAACAUAUUCAGCUUCAAUACAGCAAAAAGAGAUGGAUGUAGAGUAAAAGCAUUCGCUACAGUGUAUUCGUAUGACCUAUGAUUUAUAAGAUCAAAGGUCUUGCUAUAGUCCAAAAGUACCAAGCAAGACACUUUACUCUAGUCAAUGUUAUGUACAAUAUCAGAUGUUACUUUUGUAAGAGCUGUGGCUGUACUAUGGGAUCUCUGAAACCCUGAUUGCACUUCUGGUAUUAUUUUUUUAACACUAGCAUACUCACUUAUUAUAUUAAAUACAAUUAUUUCGUGCAUUUUCGCAAGUAUUGGCAAGAGACAGAUGGGCCUAAGUUCGUUUAUGCUAGUUAUUUUAACAGUCUUUGGAAGAGGUCUGACAAGUGAGGUUUUCCAUAUAGUUGGAAAAACUCCCCUCCGCAGACACCAGGUAAAUAUGUGAGUAAUGACUGGGGCCACAAAAUCCAAACUAAACAACAUAAUAUCAUAGCUCAAUCCAUCUGCCCCCGUGCUUUUGGACAAAAUUCUAGAAAAUGAUCUAUAAACAUCUAACUCUGUUACAUUUCUAAAAAUACAUGGGUCAUUAUCGAUAUUCAUUUUAUUCUCUCUAUAAUAUUCUAAGGUUAAAGUGUUUACAGGAAUUGCCAUUUGCUGCACACACAAUAUUUCAAAUAUCAUUGUGCACCUAAAAAAUGUUUGUUAGCAGUUUUAGCAUUAGAUAAUGGUAGGUAAUUAUUAUUAUUAUCAUUAUUGAAAAUUUAUAGCAAUAGAUAUUGUUGAUUGUAACUUGAAUUUAUAAUUUUGUUCAUUGUUACAUUUAAGAGAUAAGAAAAUAAAAUUAAUUAUUUUAUAGGUGUUGAUUAUUAUAAUUAUAGCAGCUAAUCACAUUGAGUUUUGUAAAAAUAAUAUAUUUUGUUAAAUUGUACAAUUGAUGUGGAAGUCCCGUCAAUAAAUAAAUAAAUAAAUAAAUAAAUUUUAUUGUCGUUGAUUUUUUGUUAAGUUUGGAAAUAUUGCGAUUUUUUUUGUUUUGGUUUUUUUCUCGGUUUUUUCAUAUAUUGGGUUAUAAUAAAGAGGAGGGCGGUAUUACCUAUAGAUUUCCAAUUUUUAUGUAUAGACAUAGCUCAGACAUACUCAUAAUGUAAGCUUUAACUUUUGUAAUGGAAGUUUCCUGUUAAAUAAAUACAUAAAUAAAUAAAUAGAAAGUUCUGACUAGAUAUAAUAAUAAAACUUACUGUAUUGAUGAUGUGGACUUGAAAAAAAACCCUGACGACACGUUUACAAAAAGAUGGGUCACAGAUUUCAUAUAGGAAAUAUUUCCAAGAGCGAUAUCAAGUAAAAAUUCAACACAAUGAUCAGCCCUUCCUGAUAUCGAAGUCUCAGCCCCGUGAAAUUGAUGCAGGCAUGCCAGAGUUGGUUGUAUUGCUGCCAGAACUUUGCAUCAUGACAGGAUUGUCAGAUAAGCAAAGGGAAAAUUUCCAACUGAUGAAGGCGAUGGGUAAACACACUAGGGUUAGUGCAGGAGACUGCAUGCGAAAACGCUUGCAAUUUGCUGGGCGUUUUUGCGCCUGUCCCACUGCAUUAGAAGAAAUUGGGCGUUGGGACCUCAAACUUGCAGAUAAUUUUAUUGAAUUCCAGGGAAGCGUGUUACCUGCGGAAUCUCUUUUAUUGAGGAUUAACCAGCCCAUUCAAAGUGGAGAAGAAGCUGAUUGGACCCGAAAUUUGCAUACUGCCCCUAUGUAAAAUAAUGUGAGCGUUGAUAAACUAGCCCAAGAGCUUGUUAUUAUAUAGUUGGCAAGGGCAUGUCGAUGGUCAUCAAUUCAAAGGUCUUUGCUAUUCCAGAUGACCGCAACAAUAGCUAUAUUUCUGAAAUAGAGAAAGUACAUGUCUGGGAAUUAUCCAGGUGGAACUUAAUAAAACUUGAAAAGUAGUUUGUGAAAUUGUGUACAUUACCUUAUAGGGAGGAAAUCAAACACACAAAAUACUCUUAGAGAGAAAAAAACCUAAAAAACCUAGGUAUAAAAAAACCUAAACCACGAUUUUCUAUUGCAUUUGGUAAGUUGUUAAAAAUACAGGAGCUUUUGAAAUGGGAUGCAUGGUUGGAAAAAAACCUAAGAUUUAGAAAAAAUAAUUUCAGAUUUUUAGGGUUUUUCAGGUUUUUGGGUUUUUUUGGGUUUUUCAAUUUUUUUGAAGGUUUCCUUAAGGUAUUUUAGGUUCUUUUAGUACGUAACAGUCGUAACAUAUUAUUAGUGAUGUAGGUAUCGGGUCUUCAAAAAAAAAAACAAUCGAAGAUGCUUUGAUUACGAAAACGUGCAUCGCAUUAUUGUUUCUUUAUUGGUCAGGAUUUUUGACAUGACAUUUUGACAUUAAAUUUCAUUAACAAAAUUGAAGAAAAAUAUUGCUAAGACAUACGUUUAAAAAACCAUAGCAAUCUUUGAUUGGUUUUUUUUUUUUUUGAAGACCCGAUAUGUUUAAUUAUUCAAAUCCCGUAGCUGAACUGAUAAAUAAAACAUGGAUAUACUUAGAAUCCUGGAAAGAAGUAGGUAACAAUAUUAGGUAGAAAGUGUGGUGGUGAUCUUUUUUUUUUUUUUUAAAGAAAAACCUAAAAUGCACAUUUUUUAAGAAAUAGGUUUUUUGAAAAAACCUAAUAAACCUAGGUUAAAAAAACAACCCGUACCUGCCAACCCUAAAUGGGACUAUUUAAACCUUUCUUAGUAUUUACAUUGCAUUGAUAGUAAUAUAAUAGGAUCAACUAUAAGUAUAUAGGUAUAGUAACAUUUCAGGGAUCAGUGCCACACAAGGUUCAGUACAUGUCUGGAAAACAACCUGGUAGAUUAAAGAAAACUCUAAGAGUAUUUUUCAACGUAUUUACAAAACGUGAUGGGUCACAGAUUUCAUACAGAAAAUAUUUCCAAGAAAGAUACCAAGUAAAAAUUCAACAUAAUGAUCAGCCAUUAUUGGUAUCAAAAUCUAAGGCUCGUGAAAUCCGCGCAGGCAUGCCAGAGUUGGUUGUUUUGCUGCCAGAACUUUGCAUUAUAACAGGAUUGUCGGAUAAGCAGAGAGAAAAUUUCCAAUUGAUGAAGGCGAUGGGUGAACACACUAGAAUUAGUGCAGGAUACCGCACACGAAAACGCUUGCAAUUUGCUGGGCGUUUUUGCGCCGGUACCACUGCAUUAGAAGAAAUUGGGCGUUGGGGCCUCAAACUUGCAGAUAAUUUGAUUGAAUUCCAUGGAAGAGUGUUACCUGCAGAAUCUCUUUUAUUGAGGAAUAACUAGCCCAUUCAAAGUGGAGAAGAAGCUGAUUGGACCCGAAAUUUGCGUACUGCCCCCAUGUACAAUAUUGUGAACGUUGAUAAACUAGCCCAAGGGGUUGGACAAAUGUUGUCCAUAGUUGGCAAGGGCAUGUCUAUGGUCAUCAAUUCCAAAGUCUUUGCUAUUUCAGAUGAACGCAACAAUAGCUACAUUUCUGAAAUAGAAAAAGUACAUGUCUGGAAAACAACCUGGUAGAUUAAAUAAAACUUGAAAAGUUGUUUGUGAAAUUGUGUACCUUAUAGGGAGGAAAUCAAACGCACAGGCCUGUACUGAACCUUGUGUGGUACUGAUCCCUGAAGGGUUGCUAUACCUAUAUUUCAUAUUUAAUCCUAUUAUAUUACCAAUAAUUAUCAAUGCAAUGUAAAUACUAACAAAGAUUUGAAUAGUCGCAUUUAGGGUUGGCAGGUACCCCCUCCAAGGAGCAGUGAGACCUUGCUGUUGGUGGAGGGGCACAGCGACUGACCGUGCAUUUGACUGGUCAGUCGCUGCUAAGGACAGCUCAACCUCAGAGAGUCUAACUCUAGACAUGGGCAUGGCAAACCCGAGGGACCCCAGCUGGGCUCUCACCCUCUUCUCGGGGUGAUCCCUUACCCUAUCACCUACAACCUGAUACCC
Molecule: messenger RNA, 6198 nt
Organism: Ceutorhynchus assimilis (cabbage seed weevil)
Lineage: Eukaryota; Metazoa; Arthropoda; Insecta; Coleoptera; Curculionidae
Source: the annotation of a GenBank genome assembly